UGAUCUGAGAGAGUUUCUUGGCCUCUAUGAGAUAGAUGUCAACCAGCAGCUUUUACCAGGCCUGCAGCCAAGGUCAGGCACUAGGCCAGGAUGGCCCCGCCCCAGGGGCAGGCAUUGUUGGACCUUGCAUAAAGGCGGGGUGCCAGGCAGGGCUGGACAGCCAGGAAGAAAGGCAGCUUGGCGAGGCCUCAGGAUGGACUCAUUUGAGGACACACUGCGGCAGCUGCGGGAGGCCUUCAACACCGGGCGGACACGGCCAGCUGAGUUCCGGGCUGCACAGCUGCAAGGCCUGGGCCGAUUCCUUCGAGACAACAAACAGCAGCUGCAGGAGGCACUGGCCCAAGACCUACACAAGUCAACCUUUGAGUCAGAAGUAUCUGAGAUUGCCAUAAGCCAGGCAGAGGUGGACCUGGCCCUCAGGAACCUGCGGUCUUGGAUGAAGGAUGAGAAAGUGUCCAAGAAUCUGGCCACACAGCUGGACUCAGCCUUCAUCCGGAAGGAGCCCUUUGGCCUGGUGCUCAUCAUUGUGCCCUGGAAUUAUCCCUUGAACCUGACGCUCGUGCCACUGGUGGGGGCCAUUGCUGCAGGGAACUGUGUGGUACUCAAGCCCUCAGAGACCAGCAAGGCCAUUGAGAAGAUCCUGGCUGAGGUCCUCCCCCGCUAUCUGGACCAGAGCUGCUUUGCUGUGGUGCUGGGUGGGCCUCAGGAGACCGGGCAGCUGCUGGAACACAGGUUUGACUACAUCUUCUACACAGGGAAUGCUUAUGUAGGAAAGAUCGUGAUGGCCGCUGCUGCCAAACACCUGACACCCAUCACCCUGGAGCUGGGGGGUAAGAACCCCUGCUAUGUGGAUGACAACUGCAACGCCCAGAUUGUGGCCAACCGUGUGGCCUGGUUCCGCUACUUCAAUGCUGGCCAGACCUGUGUGGCCCCCGAUUACAUCCUGUGUAGCCAGGAGAUGCAGGAGCAGCUGGUGCCUGCCCUGCAGAAUGCCAUCACACGUUUCUAUGGAGACAACCCACAGACCUCCCCUAACCUGGGCAGAAUCAUCAACCAGAAACAUUUCAAGCGGCUCCAGGGACUGCUGGGCUGUGGCCGUGUGGCCAUUGGCGGCCAGAGCGAUGAGAGCGACCUCUACAUUGCACCCACAGUGUUAGUGGACGUGCAGGAGACAGAGCCUGUGAUGCAGGAGGAGAUCUUUGGACCCAUCUUGCCUGUGGUGACUGUGAAGAACUUGGAUGAGGCCAUUGAUUUCAUUAACCGUCGGGAGAAGCCACUCUCGCUGUAUGCCUUCUCUAAGAGAAGUCAGGUGAUUAAACAAGUCCUGGCCCGGACCAGCAGUGGGGGCUUCUGUGGGAACGAUGGCUUCAUGCACAUGACCCUGUCCAGCCUUCCUUUUGGAGGAGUGGGAUCGAGCGGAAUGGGCAGGUACCACGGCAAGUUCUCCUUCGACACCUUUUCCAACCAGCGUGCCUGUCUGCUGCGCAGCCCCGGGAUGGAGAAAAUCAAUGACCUCCGUUACCCGCCCUACUCCAGGAGAAACCUCAGAUUGCUCCUGGUGGCCAUGGAGGAGAGAAGCUGCAGCUGCACGCUGCUGUGAGGGG
Molecule: messenger RNA, 1604 nt
Organism: Cricetulus griseus (Chinese hamster)
Lineage: Eukaryota; Metazoa; Chordata; Mammalia; Rodentia; Cricetidae
Source: RefSeq, a predicted model, not a curated record